UGAUGGUAGGAGAGCGGCAAGGGCACGGGCUGGAAAUAAUUUCGCGUUACUGAACCGGCCACUUGGGCAGACGCCUUCCCGUGGACUGUGCUGUCUAGUUUCUCGUCCUGCUGGUACAUACUUGGGAUUUAUCGGGACUGAUUAUUUCCUCUCCUUGCCUGCAGCUCCACCGCUCUAAUCUCUCCAGCUGUUUAGUUCUGGCUCUAUCUUUGCUCCAAGAGGGAAUAAAGUGUGUUUUUCACAUCAAGGUAGCUGUCGCAAGGUAAAGUGCUAAAAGGACACAGCACAGGUAGCUUGAAGGCGAUAGCAAGCCGAGAUCAUCUUUACGCCCUCGCGAAGCAGCGACAGCAUUCAGCUACGCAGAGGUCAACAGACCUAACGAAGCAGAUCUAAGUGGGUUUGAAUUGCUUCGAUUAGGUGCUUAUUUCCUGUUUACUUCAUGGAAGUGGGUUCAGUCCCUCACAGCUAAUGUAUAUAAAGGCUCUGGAGGGUCUCCUCUGAGCACCAGAACCCGCUGAAAUCCUCAGGGCAGCUUCAGAGGAGCAGGAAGGGGCCAGACAUCUGAACUGCUUUCUACUUUUAAACCAAGAAACAAGCCAAGAAAAUGAAGUAUUUGAAAGUUCUCUCUCUGCUUCUUGCCUCUCUGAGCCUUGUUUUGAUGGAAGAGAACGUCUCAGGCGUAAGCAUAAGGAGUCCCAGCGCCAGCGCAGUGCAGAGGCGCUACUCUGAGGCCACCCUGGCGAGCGAUUACAGCCGCACGAUGGACAACAUGCUGAAGAAGAACUUUGUGGAAUGGCUGCUAGCCAGACGAGAGAAGAAAAGCGACAACAUCAUUGAGCCAUACAAGCGGGAAGCUGAGCCCCAAGUAUCAGCUGUGAAUGGCCAAAGCUUGGACCUGAGCACCCAGGAAGCGAAAGACUUCUUUGCCUGGCUUCUAAAAAACAAGAAAAAUCAGAGUUUUACUUCUUCCGAAGAUUCAGAAGAUUUGAAGGAUGUUUUGAGCCAGGAGUUUCUGACAUGGUUGAUUUCGGCUGAUCUCUGCAGACCAACGACUCUAUAACUCCAGGACCCUCCGGAGGAGCUGUCUCCACAGAUAUGUUAAGGAGGAAGAUAUCUUACGUUCACCCUGUUCUGCGCAUAUUGUCCACUUCGCUAAUGUAAGCAAUAAAGAGUUUAGUCUGAAG
This is a messenger RNA of Struthio camelus australis, 1184 nucleotides long. It is a transcript of the gene GIP, whose product is annotated as gastric inhibitory polypeptide. Gene Ontology annotation, biological process: response to glucose; response to starvation; regulation of fatty acid biosynthetic process. The record is from RefSeq and is a predicted model, not a curated record. NCBI's taxonomy places the organism in Eukaryota, Metazoa, Chordata, Aves, Struthioniformes, Struthionidae. Gene Ontology annotation, molecular function: hormone activity; glucagon receptor binding. Gene Ontology annotation, cellular component: extracellular region.